CGCCCGCCCCGCCCCGGCACCCUUCUGCUGCGCGCCGGGGGAGGCCGGGGGCUGGCCCGGGGCAAUGCCCCCCCCUCCGCCCCUGGCACCAUGGCUGGGAGGGGGCAGCGAGGGGGGCGGAAGGGAGUGGAGCGGCGGGAGAAGGGGAUUGGCUGGCGGGAGGUAGGGCGGCAGCAGACGUCGCGCACGGUUGAAGCGUCCCCGUUGCCAUGGAACCCGUUGCGGGCGGUGAUUGGCGGAGCGGGCGGUGCCCCGGGGGCCGAUGGGAGCGCGGAGCCGACGCUGCGAGUUUCAAAGCGGCAGUCCCAGGUACUUACUGCCUCCAUGCUCAGUGCUCGGCCCAGGAGUAGGAGGAGGGUCGCCCAUUCCAGCCCUCCGUCCCCAACCAGCUCUGAGGAUGAGCAGCCUUUGAGCUCCUCCACUUACUCCUUGCUCUCCCCCAUUUACCAUCAGAGCUUCCAGAGCUGCAAUGAGGAGGAGAAGGAGGAUAGGGAGGAAGCAGCACUAUCAGCUAGGGGGCAAAGAACCUUCAAGAGGAAUAAACACAAUAGUAAUGCUGAAAGCUGUAAUGUAACAGAAAAGAAAAAGCAGUCACCUCUGACAGAUAAUCUUUCGCCAUGGGAAGAAUGGUUCAUUUGCAAAGAGAGAGAGCUACGUGUCCGCUUACAAGCCAGAGCUUUAGAGGAAAUGAAUUUACAAGUGGAGAGAAGAAAAGAAAAGCAGGAACUUGAAAGGAAAAAAAGGAUUGCUGAAGAGAAACACAAGGAAUGGGUGCUGAAAAAGAAUGAAGAGGAAAGAAAGGAAAAGGAACGAAAGCUCAUCAAAAAAAUGGCAGAAAAAGCAGCGAGAGAUCUAGAGAGAAUCCAAUUGCAAGAAAAAGCUAAAGGAAAGUAUAAAGAAUGGUUAAAGAAGAAAAGAGCUGAAGAGUCUGAGAAGAAGAAGAAAGAGGAGGAAAAGGAACAAAAAAGGGUAGCUGAAUUACAGGAGAAAAAAGAGAAAUCAGAGAAGAUCUUUAGAGAGUGGCUACAGAAUGCCAGAAAUAAGCCCCGCCCAGUUUUACACGGUUAUGGCUAUACCAAUGGGAAACUUCCAGGAUACUCCAAAGGAAAUUCAUAUCCAGCUCCAGCCUAUUGUAACCCUAUUCCCUGGAAACCAAUUCAUGUGCCACCGCCUAAGGAAGAUAGGAAUGUUACAGUGAAAAAAAAUAAGAGACCUAUAUCCAGUCAGUCAUAUAGGUCCUCAGCUAUGGUAAUCCAUAAACCCAAGAACAAUCUUUGUAUUGGAUCAUUGCACAGAAAACAAAGAUAGUAUAGGAAGCAAAAUAACUUUUUUUUAAUUAGCUUGAUUUAACUAAGUUUUAAAGUACAAAAGUUAUUUCUUGGUUAAGUGUUUCCUUAAAUGUUAAAAAAUACAGUGUUGAAAGACAACAUUUUAUCAGCUUUUAACAGUUGUGAUCAUUUAAUGUUAGCUAAGGAAUAUCUUUUCCAAAGAUUUUUUAACUCAGUUAUUUUAACACUUAUAUUUUUAAAAGAUAAUUUUCUGUGAACCAGUCUUUUUAGUCACUUAAGUGACCUUUAUGUUUAUUUUUUUUAAAUUUUAUAUGUAGCCAGUUAUAUUGCAACCACUCCUUGAUAUCAAUAAAACAUUAGUGAUUAGUUUUUGUGAUUCUUCAAAGGGGUGUGAUUUUUUUUUUUAAUGUGUUUUCGGUGGUUAGUUGGGCUAUUAUGCUCAUUGUUUUAAACAUGCCAGGUGCAGCAAAUUUUGACAG
Molecule: messenger RNA, 1768 nt
Organism: Malaclemys terrapin pileata
Lineage: Eukaryota; Metazoa; Chordata; Testudines; Emydidae
Gene: CCDC34
Product: coiled-coil domain containing 34
Exons: 7
Coding region: 91-1308 (405 amino acids)
Source: RefSeq, a predicted model, not a curated record